Molecule: messenger RNA, 867 nt
Organism: Drechmeria coniospora
Lineage: Eukaryota; Fungi; Ascomycota; Sordariomycetes; Hypocreales; Ophiocordycipitaceae
Exons: 1
Coding region: 1-867 (288 amino acids)
Source: RefSeq, a predicted model, not a curated record
AUGACUGACACAUUUCUACGCCCGACCUCCUUCUCUCCCGUGCACGAGUACUGUUCUAUCGCCUCCCUCCUUCUCGCGCCCGAUAUCGAACCGCGAAAUCCCGCUGGCCUGCGAGGACCCGUCGUCAGCACGUUCAAUAGUGCCGAGUUGCUGCCGCCGCCACCCCUGCCGCUCCAGAGAAGACGCUCAAUCCGAGACAUGACCCCUCCGAACCCCGCCGGGCCCGUCCAUGAGCAAGGACACUCGCCCACGCCCGUCAAGAUGCAGCGGCAAGACUCCGGGUACGAAUCCCGAAAUGCGAGCCCGAGGACGUCGACCUCGCAGGCGCCCCUUUCUCCGCCGAGGCGCAGCUCCGACCCCAUCUCUCCUUCCCAUGCCGCCGCAUCUCCGUUGCGUCCUCGCCCGCGCUGCCCGUCCAGCCGCCGAUCGGCCCAGUCGUAUCCUCAACUGCGCAAUCAGCUCCGCCGCAGUGCCGGCUCGUAUCAAGCCGGCCCCCAUCAGCUCCCCACGUCCCCGAGCCUCAUCGAGCUCAUCUCGGAUGUACCCAAGCACGACGACGAUGUGGAGGUGAUACCCUUGCCGCCGCCGACGACGCACUACUGGACGAGCGACAACACCCGCCGCCUCGAGUAUGCCGCCAUCGAUGCCGCGAGCCGAGGCGUCAAGGGCUGGGUCCGGAGGCACCUCGUGCCCGACUGCUUCAUCCCGCGGCACGUAGCCUUUGACGACGACAAAGGAAGCGUGCGUCGCUACAGGCUCGAGUUGGAAGACGAGCAGGUGAAGAAGCCGCCGUCGGCCUGCCAGGGCCUCGACCCGCGCCGCAAAGGCUGGCAGAUCUGGCCCCUCCGCAAGAGUCGUACUGCCUGA